This is a messenger RNA of Cordyceps militaris CM01, 1143 nucleotides long. RefSeq lists its product as uncharacterized. The coding region runs from base 1 to 1143 and encodes 380 amino acids. The transcript has 2 exons. Lineage: Eukaryota; Fungi; Ascomycota; Sordariomycetes; Hypocreales; Cordycipitaceae. The record is from RefSeq and is a predicted model, not a curated record.
AUGCGGCGUCAACGAGGCAAACGCAUCUUUGAUUCUGCCCUUCUGCCGUGCCAGUCCCCAUCAGCCCUGCGCUGCCCCCUUCUUGGCCGCGAUAUGCGCGUCGUGCAGCUCCGCGACCGCCGGUAUAAUCAGCGCCUCAAUCUCCUCGUCGGGCUCGUCGGCAGGUACCUCGUCGGCGCGGAGCGGGCGGCCCUCGGCGUCGCCCCAGCCGCCCUUUCUCGCGACGCGCAGCCAGCGGUCGGCGCGGCGGGGGCUCACAAAGACCACUUCCCACUUGCGCGUCGUCAGCAGGUUGCCAAUGACGAGGUGGUGCUGGUAGCGGUCGAGGCUGGUGCGCGCCUUGUGCACCAGCAGCGCCGGGUCCGUCUCGAGCUUGUAGCUGGCAAUCAUGCCCUCGGGCGCCCACCCGUCGACGAGGUUCUCGAGAAACUUGGGCACGGGGUCGAGGUCCACGACGAGCCGCUUGGAGCGCGGCACGCGCGGCGCGUCAAAGUUGUCAAACGCCUCCUCCUCCUCGUCGGCCCCCGCCAGCGUGCACGCCGCGUCCGUGGACUGGAUCUUGUGCUCGGCCAUGCGCUCCGGCGGCACGAAGAAGUCGGACACGGCGGCCGCCAGGUACAGCAGGCCGGCGGGGCCGAGCGGCCGCAUGAGGCGCGCCAGCCCGCGCAGCUCGUGCAGGUAGUCGCCAAUGGUGACAAACGGGAGCAGGAGCAGCAUGUCGUGCUGGCGGGCCUUUUUGUACUCGCGCAGCACGGCGCGGAGGCGCGUCUGGUCGCGGGGGCGGACCACGACGCGCGCGUCGUCGGCGUCCUCCUCGAGGAAGUCCAGGAAGCAGUCCUUGGCGUGCGUGUAGUGCCGCGAGUACGGCUGCAGGCUGAACUCGCGGUGCAGGAAGAUGACGGCGUACCCGGCGCCGAGAAAGUACUCGGCCGACGUGGCGCCGCGCGUGCCCGCGCUGAAGUUGUCGAUGAACCGCACCGUCUGCUUCUCCAGCGGCACCGUCGUCCCGCCCGACGUGAUGAGCACGACCCGGCGCUGCGCCGCCGCGUGGGACUGAAUAAAGGUCCGCGCAGAGGCGAGGUGCGCCUCGAGGUGCCGCGGCGGCGGGUUCGACGAGAAGUAGGCGUCCUCGGCCUGGACUGA